Messenger RNA from Symbiodinium sp. CCMP2592, 2547 nucleotides. The record is from the annotation of a GenBank genome assembly. NCBI's taxonomy places the organism in Eukaryota, Dinophyceae, Suessiales, Symbiodiniaceae.
AUGGAACACUAUGAUCGAGCAUGGGCAGCGGCAGUUUGGUCUGGUGACUUGGCUGGCGCUGGAGGAGGCAUCAACGCUGCGGCCUGGCUUGUCCCAGGAGCAGACACAGUUCGCGUCUUUGGUCGGGCGGAGCCACACUGUCCAGUGGGCCGUGACCUGACGCGUGCGGGCACAAGUUGGCCCAGGCGGGCGGCGGCGAACACGCACUUGCACCUCAUAUACGAUACUGCAGACGAAGCUUUCUCGUUCAGGACCGUGCGUGCAGCACUCACAGUGGCCAGUGGCUGUGGCAACAAGUGUUGGACGAGCGUGCAAGCAACACAGCGCUUCGAUCGCCACCAGGUUCUGGGUCUCUUGCUGAACCUGGAUGCCAACAGCGCCAACGCCAACACUGUGAGCCUUUUCCAUGAUGGCGUCCGGGUGUCUCAACCGAUUCCUUUGCCGGAGGUUUUGAAGGGCAAGACGCUCUUCCCUGCGGUGACUUUCAGGAAUAUCACACUCGCCUUCAACUUCGGGCCUGUGCCUAUGAUGCCGCUCCCCUUCAAGUGCCACAUGCUGGGAGCUGCUGCCACACAGGACGUCGAGGUCGCUGCCCCAACGCAGCCCAAGGACGGCAAGUUCGAGGUCGUUUUCCCGAUCCUGCUGCCAGACGAAGGGUCGUUCGACUGGGUGGACCUCUUCCUGCAGCAGCAUCCCGACUUCACGGAGCUCAGCGACCGCAUGGUCCUGGAGUGGUGCGAGAAGAGCGGCAUUCCACGCAACCAUGGCUAUGCAUGGAGGACCUCGAAUGACAAGCCGGAUAUGCAGAUGAACGUCCCCGAGCUGGAUGGCCUUUGCAUCCAGCACGUGCUGAGGAGCAUCGCGUCCGCCCAUCGGAGGAACUUCCUCGUGGUCGAGCUAAAGUCCAGCUUGCUGCCCGGCGAGCGGAAGGUGAAUGUCGAGUUCGAGCAGCAGAAGGAGGUGCAGCGCGCAGCGAAGAAGGCUCUCCCGGCGGAGGUGGAGCGUCGCGCAGCGGCCGGUGAGGUCCUGGACCCCUCCAGUCCGACGAUCCAGUUCUCUGACGAUUACCUGUUCAUCCGCAAGUUCUACUUGGUGGUCGGUGUCUCCACCUACCGGGGUGUGUCGCUGCACUCCUCGGGCAAGUUUCUCUUCGAACGUGUGCAUACGGACGAGUGGGCGAAUUCUCUGGACGAGAUGGCGGAUGACGAAGCAACCCAACCUGGUGCUGCACCUGACAUGCAGGUUGAAGAGGAGGACGAGGUGAUUGGAUCGCCCACUGAACUUGCCGAGGACAGUGAACUGGAUGAUGCUGUUGGAGGCAUCGGCGAAGUUGAAGGAGUCAAUCCUCCGGGUAAGGUCAAAGUCGAGAAAAAACGCCGACGAGGAGCUCGCGGACUUGGUAGUGCGAAUGGUGGACGUCUUCCUCCAGUACCCGACGAUUCUGAUGAAGAGGAAGAAGAUAGCCCCUCGAAGCGUGCCCUUCGCAGUGAUGAUCUUCCUCUUUCUUCUAGAGAGAUAAGAGACUUGCUCACUGGCCACCUUGCUGAGAUGAAAACUGCUUGGGGGUCGUUUCAGGGACGUCUGGACAAAGUUGAAGGAGAACAGGCGAAAACCACGUUCGAAGUCUCCAAUCUUCAGUCGCGCCUCAGAGUCGCCGAGAAAGAUGUGGCUCAUCAGAAACAGACCACGACCACUCAUGGAGCUGCCCUGGACAAUCUCACUGCUGAGGUCAAAAACAUGAAGGUGAAGAUUGAUGCCCUGGACUCUAAGUUCGCUUCGGCACCAGCCCCUACGGGAGGAGUUCCUGAUGCAUCGGCCGCUAGAUCGGAUCCCUGGGCCGCCUACCUCAAUCAGCGAGCUACCAACACGAUGCCGGCUGAUCGCAAAGAUCCUGGACCCAGUGGUGAUGUUGAUCGGGGUGACGUUCUCUCCGCGGAGGACAUGCGAACCCUCGUUGUUGGCGGCUGGCUACAAGACACGAAGAGAAGUGUCAUCGAGGAGGAAUCCGCCGUCAUCCUUGGAAUCCCUGAGAUCAAGAACUUCAUUGACUCUGACAAGCUUAUGAUCUAUGGCCCGAGGCGAUCUGUUGGCCUCCUUCGGUUUGUUACUCGUGAGGGUGAAGAAUUCAAGGAUACCAAAAACAGGAUGUGGGAAGUCAUCAAAGUCCUGGGGCGUCUCAAACAUGUCCUGCCGAGUACGCGGAGCUCCGGUGAGGAGAAAACCCUCUGGGCGAGCUUUGUGAAGACCAAGAACGCACGGGCGAAGAGCUCACACGUAAGCCUUACCAGACGGGUUGCCAUGAUGCUCGCCAAGGACCAUGAAACAAACCCGGGGGUGAACUCUGUUGUGGGUGCCUACGACUGUGAUUGGAACAUGGGGACGAUAUGGAAUGGAGCAGAGAAACUGGGAAGUGCGACCCAUCGCCAGCCCAAGUGUGAGGACGAGUUCAUUCUUCUCAGUGGAGGGUGGGUGAAUGUUUCCGCAGUGGCAAGGGUGGCUGGCUGCGCCACUGAUGAAGCAAAGAGUGCGUUUGAGCGGGAGCUGUGA